Magnolia sinica is the source of this 2573-nucleotide messenger RNA. Its product is annotated as pentatricopeptide repeat-containing protein At5g01110. Gene Ontology annotation, molecular function: protein binding. Bases 123 to 2294 code for a protein of 723 amino acids. The transcript has 3 exons. Lineage: Eukaryota; Viridiplantae; Streptophyta; Magnoliopsida; Magnoliales; Magnoliaceae. The record is from RefSeq and is a predicted model, not a curated record.
AUCCAUCGCGACUGAAAGGAGCCGACCUAGAGUACAGGGGCAAUUAAGUAAUUCAACUAUCAACCAAGAAGCAAGAGGGAGCUUCUUUUGAGGAAACGAAAAUCCCCCAACGGCACUUUGAAAUGGCAACUCUACGAAGCUUCAGAAAACCAUCGCAUCCUCUCUCCUCCUCUACCAAUUCAAACCCUUACCCUAGAAAAACCCUAACCCUAGGAAAAAACCCCAUAACGCCAAAACCUGAUAUUGCAAAAUCUGUAUCCGAUUCUUUAACUUCAGCGAAAAUCAUCUCCGCCCUCGAAGGCGGGAAUCUCGAAUCCCUGCUCAGUUCCACCUCCAAUCUCAAUCCCCCAAUCGUCGUCGACGUCCUAUCCAAAUGCAGCUCGAAUCCAGUGCUAUCGCUGAAAUUCGUCGAUCUCAUAAAAGGAUCGAAUUCCUUCAAACACUCCUCGGAUUCUCUAAGCGCGAUGAUCCACACGCUUGUACGGAGCCGCAGGACCUCAGAAGCGCAGGCGCUGAUCCUCCAGAUGGUCCGCAGGAGCGGUGCUUCGCGCCCCGAGAUAGUCGAGUCUCUCAUAUCCACGUGUACAGUAAGCAAUUCGAAUCCUAUGGUUUUCGAUCUAUUGGUUCGAACCUAUGUCCAGGCGCGGAAAGUGAGGGAAGCUUCAGAAGCGUUCCGGAUUUUGAAAAGCCGGGGUUUUACACCGUCUGUGAAUGCGUGCAAUAGCCUUUUAGGUGGGCUGGUUAGGGUCGGUUGGGUCGAGAUGGCAUGGGAGAUUUAUAGAGACAUUUCUGGGAGCGGAAUUCAAUUGAAUGUGUAUACAUUGAAUAUCAUGAUAAAUGCAUUCUGUAAAGAAAAGAAAAUGGAGAAGGCGGAAUCAUUUUUAUCUGAAAUGGAGCAGAAGGGCUUUUUUGCCGAUAGAGUGACUUACCAUACGUUAGUUGAUGCAUAUUGUCGCGAUGGACUUUUGGAAAAAGCUUUUGUGUCAUUGAAUUCGAUGCUGGGUAAGGGACUACAGCCUGAUGUAGUUGUCUAUAAUUCGAUUAUAAAUGGAUUUUGUAGGAUUGGGAUGUAUGAAAGAGGAGUGGAGAUUUUGGGUGAGAUGGUCAAUAUUGGGUUGAGUCCGAAUACAGCUACUUAUAAUAUAUUGCUUGGCGGGUGUUGUAAAAAGGGCUGUAUAGGUGAUGCUAUGAAGAUUUAUAAGGAGAUGCUGGGUCGGGCUCUUGUUCCUGAUAUAGUGAGCUUUAGUUUGCUUAUUGGCUUGUUUUCAAGGAAAGGCGAUCUUGAUCGGGCACUAUUGUAUUUUAGAGAUAUGAAGGGUGUUGGAUUGGUCCCAGAUAGUGUGAUUUAUACUAUGUUGAUUGGUGGGUUUUGUAGAAUUGGUUUGAUCUCUGAGGCUCUCAAGAUGCGGGAUGAAAUGGUGGAGACAGGUUGUCUUCCAGAUGUAGUUACGUACAAUACGAUCUUGAAUGGAAUGUGCAAGGAGAAGAGGUUAUUGGAUGCAUUUGAGCUUUUUAAUGAAAUGGUGGGGAGGGGGGUAACUCCUGAUUAUUACACCUUUACUACUCUUAUUUACGGUUAUUGUAAGGACGGUAGUCUAGAGAAAGCACUGGGUUUGUUCGAUAUGAUGAUUGAAAAAAAUCUCAAACCAGAUAUUGUCACGUACAAUACUUUGAUUGAUGGGUUUUGCAAAGAAGGUGAUGUGGAGAAGGCUAAUGAGCUGUGGGAUGACAUGACAUGCAGAAAAAUCUUUCCUAAUCAGGUCACAUAUAGCAUUUUAAUAGACGAACUCUGUAGUAAAGGGCGUGUUGUUGAGGCAUUCAGGUUAUGGGAUGAAAUGGUGGCGAAAAGCAUAAUGCCCAAUGUGGUGACUUACAACUCUGUUGUUAAAGGCUAUUGUCGGUCGGGGAAUGCAACAAAGGCAAAAGAGUUCUUUAGUAAGAUGAUGGGGGAAGGUGUUCUUCCAGAUAGGAUAACAUAUAACACUCUAAUUCAUGGUUUUGUGAAAGAAGAGAAGAUGGGGGAGGCCUUUGCUUUGGUCGACAAAAUGGAAAGCCGAGGGGUCCUACCUGAUGCUAUUACAUACAAUGCACUCCUGAAUGGGUUUUGUGGACAAGGAAGAAUGCAAGAAGCUGAUUUCAUCUUUAAGAAGAUGAUUAAGAGCGGUCUUGCACCUGAUGGAUCUACAUAUGCAUCACUUAUAAAUGGAUAUGUUGCCCAGGACAACUUGAAGGAGGCAUUUCGACUGCAUGAUGAAAUGCUGCAGAGGGGCUUCAUACCUGAUGAUAAGUUCUGAUAACCUUUUCUUUGCCUAAAUGUUUCAGCAUGACCCGUUCCUUAAUCAACACGCCUCAGGCGCCACCAAGUCGAUUUGUGGAAAAGAGUGGAGUCUCAUGUGGCUUGAAGGUCUACUUGCAAAUAUGAUUAUGGAGGACCAAAAAAAGGCUGAAUUAAUUCAAGCACAUCUAAAAGUGUACUUAUUUAAGCACUUUCCUAUGAUGUUAAGGUAAUAACAUGUGCAAGCCUGCAACUGAUGUAAUAGAUGUGCAUUACAGGAACAAAGCAUUAAGAGAAA